Molecule: messenger RNA, 405 nt
Organism: Nicotiana tabacum (common tobacco)
Lineage: Eukaryota; Viridiplantae; Streptophyta; Magnoliopsida; Solanales; Solanaceae
Source: RefSeq, a predicted model, not a curated record
GAUCUAUUUCGAGCGUUAACAACCCUAUAAUUUAUUUUCUCAUAUUAUUAUUCACUGUAUUUCUAUGCACCAAAAUCAUCCACCAAACGAACCCUAAACAAAAAACUCUUAGUUUAAUUUUACAUUUUUGUUCAAAAUAAGUGGUUCAUUGAUCGGACUAGGGGUACCGGGGAUACUUGGACUGAAUUCAAGUUGGUCCUUGCCAUAGCAGAAAAAUGAACGACUUCGCAGUUGGGUCUGUACCCACUGUAUUCUUCAUUCCAGAUUUCAUUACUGAUUCUGAACACGACCAGCUCUUGAAUAAUAUAAACGGUGCGCCAAUUUCUAAAUGGAAAUCUUUGAAGAACAGGAGAUUGCAGAAUUGGGGAGGAGUUGUGCAUGAAAAAGGCCUUAUAGCGCAAGACU